Messenger RNA from Myotis daubentonii (Daubenton's bat), 5658 nucleotides. RefSeq names its product glucosaminyl (N-acetyl) transferase 1 (gene GCNT1). Lineage: Eukaryota; Metazoa; Chordata; Mammalia; Chiroptera; Vespertilionidae. Gene Ontology annotation, cellular component: membrane. The record is from RefSeq and is a predicted model, not a curated record. Gene Ontology annotation, molecular function: beta-1,3-galactosyl-O-glycosyl-glycoprotein beta-1,6-N-acetylglucosaminyltransferase activity.
GUCCGGGGCCCGCAGUGCGCUUGUGUGGAAUGUGCACCGCACUCUCCGACUCCCCUCCGUCUCUCUGUCUCUCUACUCCUCCUCUCAGUCUCGGGUGUGAUCGGACGAGUCACGAGCUUGCCUGCUGCUGCCCGAAGACCGAGUUGACAGUAUAUCUGCCAGCUUUAACUUUCAUAAAGGUUAAAGCUAAUCCGCGCAGAGCCCUUCCUAUCUUGCUUCUUGUCUAGAAGCUCAGGUAUAAUGAGAGGCUGAACAGGAAAAUCCUGAUUGAUUGUUCUUAGAGAUUUUUUUAAAGCCUCAUGGGACAUAACCAUUGCUGGAUGCCUGGUAGAAUUAAGAAACCUGACUGCAUGAGAAGCACUCUACAUGUGCGAGAAUGUUACCUGACUCAAAGAACUAAAUGAGUCACACUUUCCUUAAUUAUAAAUGUUCUUGCUCUUUUCCACUUAAAGAUGCCUUCGCACUUCUGAUAAAUGCAAACCGAAAACUCACAAGGCCACGGCAGAGAUAAAAUCAUUACUGCUGGAAACCUGGAAGACUGCCCUUAGAAAAAGGAAAGUCCCCGAUUGUUGUUGGAAAUGCUAAGGAAGUUGCUGAGGAGGAGACUUUUUUCUUAUCCCACUAAAUACUACUUCUUGUUUCUAGUUUUUUCCCUCGUCGCCUUCUCUGUUUUAAGAAUUUAUCAAAAGCCCGAAUUUCUGAGCAUUGAACAUUUGGAUCUAGUUGGAGAGAAUCCUAAUAGUAAUAUCAACUGCACCAAAGUUUUACAGGGUGAUGUGGCCGAAAUCGAAAAGGUAAAGCUGGAGAUUCUGACAGUGCAAUUUGGAAGGCGCCCUCGAUGGACAACCCAUGACUAUAUAAACAUGACUAGUGAUUGCACUUCUUUCAUCAAGAGACGCAAAUACAUUGUAGAACCUCUGAGCAGAGAAGAGGCAGAGUUUCCAAUAGCAUAUUCCAUAGUGGUUCAUCACAAAAUUGAAAUGUUUGACAGGCUCCUGAGGGCCAUCUACAUGCCUCAGAAUUUCUAUUGCAUUCAUGUGGACAAGAAAUCGGAGGAUUCCUUCCUGGCCGCGGUGACUGGCAUUGCAUCCUGUUUCAGUAACGUCUUUGUGGCCAGUCAGCUGGAGACUGUGGUGUACGCAUCGUGGAGUCGGGUCCAGGCCGACCUCAACUGUAUGCGGGACCUCCACAAAAGAGACGCAGGCUGGAAGUACCUGAUCAACCUUUGCGGCAUGGAUUUUCCUAUUAAAACCAACCUGGAAAUUGUCAGGAAGCUCAAGUCACUAAUGGGAGAAAACAACCUAGAGACGGAGAGAAUGCCAUCCCAUAAAAAAGAAAGGUGGAAAAAGCACUAUGUAGUGGUGGAUGGAAAGCUGACAAAUACGGGGACUGACAAAGUGCAACCUCCUCUUGAAACGCCUCUGUUUUCGGGCAGUGCUUAUUUCGUGGUCAGCAGGAAGUACGUAGAGUACGUUCUAGAGAAUGAAAAAAUCCAGAAGUUUAUGGAGUGGGCAAAAGACACCUAUAGCCCGGACGAGUAUCUCUGGGCCACUAUUCAGAGGAUACCUGAAGUCCCUGGCUCACUGUCCUUAAGUCAUAAGUACGACAUGUCCGAUAUGCAAGCAAUUGCUAGGUUUGUCAAAUGGCAGUACUUUGAAGGUGACGUUUACAAGGGCGCACCCUAUCCACCCUGCAACGGGGUGCACGUGCGCUCUGUGUGUGUUUUUGGAGCAGGUGACUUGAACUGGAUACUGCGCAAGCACCACUUGUUUGCCAAUAAGUUUGACAUGGACAUUGACCUCUUUGCCAUCCAGUGUUUGGAUGAGCAUCUGAGGCUUAAAGCCCUGGAGACGUUAAAACACUGACAUUUACUGUAGACAAUUUUAGAAAUAAUAAGGUGGCUACAUGAGAUGUAUCCCAUCUGAUUCUUCGGCUUUAUUAAUUAACAUCAGAAACACUGUAGGGGUUUAGAGCAGGGACUCUAAAUCUUCUUUUCAGAGAAUGCACAUGGUCUCUGCAGAGCACACCCGGUUAGAAAGGUUAUGGCAUUAAACCUUGACUUAGAGUUAAUGUGAGGCCAAGGCAAGUUGCAAGGCACUGUUGGGAGAGGUGACCCAGGUGGCCCGGAAGAGGCCCAGUGCAACAACCAGCCUGUUAAAAGAGCUCAGGGACUUCACCAAAUGAUAAGAUUUAACCUGUGCCAAAAUUGCUUUGAGAGCUUUUAAUAUGCCAGUCUUCCCAGUUUGAAUAAAUUUACAGCAGCAACCAAUCAUGAGGGUAUAAUUUAUUUUGUAGGUUCUAUUUGUUGAAUUAGAAAAUUGACAUUACUGUAAAUGAUUCUUGUGAAUAUAAUUUACUGUCUGCUGCAACAUUGUGCUGUGUAUUGUAUCUAUGUCAUCUCAGGGAACUUGGAAAAAACGGGCUUGACUGAAUGUAAAUGUUUCUGAGUAAUUUUUGCUUCUACCAAUGUACGUAUGUUUUUAAAAACAAAAAAACCUGGCAAUUUCUGGUUUAGUUGAUUCUAUGAAUCAUCUUAGAUUAUUAGAAAAGGUAUCUUAGGUUAUUAAAAGAGUUAAGAUAUCUUUGUUUAUGAUGAUAGUUUCUACAGAGUAACACUCAAUUUUGAAAAUAUUUGUCUCUCUACUGCUCUCUGCCAUCUCUAGACCCUGCUAUCAAGCUAUAUAAAAACUUGCUUUUCAUUACCCCAUAGUACUGCCUCAGUUCUAGUAUAUGAAUUGAUUGACAGUAAUUAGUGUAGAGAACUAAGACAGAAAGGUAUGGAGGGGGAGGAGUCAUAUUUUGCCCAUUUCUGAGGCCCACGGUGAGGGUUAAAAACCAGCAGUUGGCACUGUCCCUAGAAAUGAAGGCUGUUGCUCUUUGUCUCUAUCCAACCUCCCAGAGUCUUGCAUCCUAGUGUCCCCUAUAAUUUGAAAGAAACUGGUUUCAUUGUCCUUGCUUCUUCAUGUCACCUGCCCAUUGGUCGCUUCUUAGCCCUUGGGUUGUAUGUUUCUCUCUCUCAGAACCUAUGAGGAAGGAAGAGGUGUUCUGUUGGUCUACUGCACGGUGAACUUGAAGGCCUGGGAAUCUGAAAGGAGCCAUUAGGUUUGAGGCGGAUUAUUUCAGUAUCGGUAUUACUCCGAGCAUAUGAUUUUUACUCUACUUUUUCACCAAAAAGACAGAUAAUUUGAGGUUGCUAUUUGCUGUCUCAUCUCAAAGUAAAUGAAGAUAUUUAAAAACAACAACAAACUUGCUCUUUUGCUAAGCUGAUACUGUUCAGCCGAAGAGCUAACAGGAAAUGUGACUUUAAACAAAAAUCAAACCAUGUACUUUAUUUUUAAAGCAUAGCCAACUUAAAUAAUAUAUGAGAAAUUCAUAAUGUCAGUUUUCAGGCCUUCAACUGAGAAAACAUUUUUAUUCCUCAAAGUUAGAAAACAUUUUCAUUUUAUGGAGAAGUUUGUUAUACUGACUGUCCUAAACAAAAGUUUCAUGUUUUUUAAACCUUUAUCAUUUAUAAGCGUGCAAGUCAGUGGAUGGCUGUGUUUUGCAUGAUUUGAUAUUUGGAAAACUCAAGAGAUAACAUUGCUUAGGGUGCUACAUGCUUGGGGUUUCAUCCCUGUUCCCUUCUAACCCAGUUUGCUCUUUUAAUGCAUGUCAAAUGUUUCUCCCAUUCUCUUUCAGCAGAAAGAUUUUACCUAUAAAUAGGGCAUUUUUCUUUAAAACCAAUGAUGUUCAGUGGUGCAUACUUUGUGUCUGUGUCUUGUAUUUCUACUUCAGUCAUGGUGUCUUGUUUUAUGGAUUUUUUUUAUUUUAUUUCAAAAAUUUGCAAAUUAAUAAAAAAUUUAAAAGCAAUAGUACAGGGCACCAAAGAGGUUUGAUUCCCAGUCAGGGCAUGUGGGUUUGAUGAGGGCAUGCACAUCUCACAUCGAUGUUUCGCUUUCCCUAACUCUCUCUAAAAUCAAUAUACAUACUUUCACGUGAGAAUUUUUUUAAAAAAGCAAUAAGCAGUAGUACAGGGAAUACCAUAUAACCCUCUCCUGGAGUUAUAGAAUGUUAAUAUCAUGUCCCCUUUGCUUUUAAUUGUAUAGAUUUUUAAAAAUUUUAUUAAAACUGUAAAUUUUUAAAAGUUUUUUUAAAAAUAUAUUUUAUUGAUUUUUCACAGAGAGGAAGGGAGAGGGAUAGAGAGUUAGAAACAUUGAUGAGAGAAACAUCGAACAGCUGCCUCCUGCACACUCCCUACUGGGUACAUGCCCGCAACCAAGGUAUGUGCCCUUGACCGGAAUCGAACCUGGAACCCCUGAGUCCAUAGGCCGAUGCUCUAUCCACUGAGCCAAACCGGUUAGGGCAAAGUUUUUUAAAUUAACAAUCAUCCAAAGUUAUCAUUCAUUUCAACACUUAUUGUAGUGUGAUUGUAUCUGAUUUACAUUUAAAGUGACAGGUUUUAAGGGAUUUUUCUUCACCCCAGAUAUAAAAAUAGGAUUUUAGAGUUCAUUUCCCAAACCCCACACUAAAACUAUAGACCCACCAUCUUUUAUGUAGCCAUGGAACCUCAUCUUUCUAGAAUGGUACUGUUGAAAUGUGUCUGAACACUACCCUAUUGCUAAAGACUGUAAAAGGGGUUAUGUAGAAUUUGUUUAUCAGGACUCAUAUCUUUCAGCUUAACCUAAAGCAAAUGAAAUUUAUACUCCUAUGACAAGCUAAAAUUUAAAGAGUCAAAAAGUUCUUUUGAAACAGCCUACUCACCAAAGAGUCACAGGUUCGAUUCCCCGUUAAGGGGCAUGUACCUGCGUUGAAGGCUUGAUCCCCAGCCCUAGUUAGAGCGUGUGUAGGAGGCAACCAAUCUGUGUAUCUCUGUCACAUCAAUGUCUCUCUCUCUCUCUCCCCCUCCCUCCCUCUCUCCCUCCCCCUCCCCUUCCCCUCCCACUUUCUCUAAAAAUCAAUAGAAAAAAAUUCUACACACACACACACACACACACACACACACACACACACACACACACACAAAGGAAGCCCAUACUACAUUCAGGAGGGGCAAAACACAGGUACUUUGGGAAAGAUUAAGAAGUUAUUUAAAUUGUUUCAUGUCAGUUAUUAAACACUAAUUUCUUUUUACUGUCAUUUAAGAGCUGUAGGAAUUUAUUAUAACUCAUUCACAAAUGAAUCUGAACAUAAAUAAACUGAAAUUUUUUGAUAGAAGGAUUAUGCUAGUUAAUAAAGUAUUGCAAGAAGUUUCAAUAUUACUUAUUAAGGACAAGUUGACAAAAAUAUUUCUUUCUUUUAUAGACAAUUACCAGACAAUGGUAAACAGCCCCUCAGCCCUGUGAAUGUGAAAGUUAUUGGUCUCUAAAUGUGUAUUUGUGUCAUUCGUCAAGUAUAAUUCACUUAAAUGAAAUAACAUAAAUGGGUUUUCUUUUGUAGUUAUUUGGGGACGUGAAAGCCAUGUUUUUAGUUUAUUUCAUUUGUAAGAGCAAUUAAACUGGAUUUUUCCAGUUGCUUAGAAAAAUACAAAUAAUUUCUCAUUAUGUUAAAUAUAAAAUAAAUGCAACACUGUUUCAUGGUAAACAUGGUUACUGUUAAGUUUACUCUUUUUAAUGUGGGCAUGACUGGAUGCAUUUGGAACUUGUCAUAUACCACCAUUAAAAUCAGCCAUUCCAAAAGCAA